This is a messenger RNA of Armigeres subalbatus, 839 nucleotides long. RefSeq lists its product as uncharacterized. The record is from RefSeq and is a predicted model, not a curated record. Gene Ontology annotation, cellular component: nucleus. The transcript has a single exon. Bases 39 to 824 code for a protein of 261 amino acids. Gene Ontology annotation, molecular function: zinc ion binding. NCBI's taxonomy places the organism in Eukaryota, Metazoa, Arthropoda, Insecta, Diptera, Culicidae.
UUGCAGAAUUUAAAACAAAACGGAAUAAACGAUCGAGGAUGGAUUCCACAUUGGCUUAUCGCAUUCAGAAAUCCCAUACAGCAGAAGUUUGUCGUCUCUGUUUGAAAACGCGUUACCUCGUGGACAUCAACGUGAAUCAUUACUUGAGGAUGCAAAUGAUGGAGUGUUUCCCCCAGACUUCGUUAGACGACGGCGAACUACCGCGAUUCGUUUGCGGUGAGUGCUAUCAGUUAGUCGAGAUCACGUACCAAUUCUCCGUUAGAAUGCGCCGUACUGAGGUGUUGCUGCGGUCUUACGUUCAUAUGGGAGGAGAGUUUCCCCGACCAGAGACACUUGAUGCCGAAUACCACCGAGCUCGAAAGCGAUCGGCUUCGCCGGACCUGCAGGGGGAUGACAACCCACCGAGUAAGAAAGGAUGUUCGUCGAAGGAAUCAUCCCGAUCGGGUAAGGAAAAGCGGCAUACUUCACACAACAAGGAAAAGAAGAGUCAAUCUGCGAGAGAACCAUCCAGAUCACAACGAAAAGAGCGGAAAACGCCGAACACAAUCGGUGAGUCGACGUGUUACAAGAAGAACGAACGACAGUCGUCGAAGAACAUCGAGAAGAAAUACGUCAACAGCAAGGGAAGCAGCACCCAAUCACACGAAGAUGUAUUUUGGUUUGGGGAAGCGGUCGAGAAUCGAAACGACUUUUUUGAAGAAGCAGAAUCAACGAGAACGAAAUUUGUCGAACCAUUGAGAAUGUCGUACGACGAAAAAAUUAGAAAAUUGCAGGAAAAUUGUUACAAAAAUAUUCAGAAAAAUCAAUCAAAAUGUACAUGUUAAGUAAGAAGUUGAAAG